Messenger RNA from Hibiscus syriacus, 543 nucleotides. RefSeq lists its product as uncharacterized. NCBI's taxonomy places the organism in Eukaryota, Viridiplantae, Streptophyta, Magnoliopsida, Malvales, Malvaceae. The record is from RefSeq and is a predicted model, not a curated record. Gene Ontology annotation, molecular function: catalytic activity. The coding region runs from base 1 to 543 and encodes 180 amino acids. The transcript has a single exon.
AUGAUGAUUAAGAUCUUAUUCUGGAAUUGUCAAGGAGCGGUGAGCCAAUCCUUUAGACGAAUCUUCAAGGACAUGAUCAGUAGAAACAAACCUCAAGUAGCAGUGCUGAUGGAGACUAGAGUUAGUAAAAGAGCAGCAGACAGUAUUGUUCACAAUUUAGGAUUUCCGAACUCCAUCCGAGUAGAAGCACAAGAAUUCAGCGGCGGUAUAUGGUUAUUAUGGAAAGGCAACAUUUACAUGGAUAUACUACAAGCAUCGAAACAAUUCAUACAUGGUAGACGUAAGACCAAGGUAAAUGAGAAAGGGAUCAUCUCCACGGUGGUGUACGCAAGUCAUCGUGUGGAAAAAAGAAAAAUGUUGUGGAGCAAAAUUCAUCAACUUGACCCUGGAAACAACGAGGCAUGUGUGGUAGGGGGAGAUUUCAAUGCAAUUUUGAAACAAAACGAAAUGAGGGGUGGUAAACAGAGGAGAAAUGGGGUAAGUAGAUCGUUUACGGACUUCGUUUUCGACACCUGUUUGCAUGACGUUAAGACCCUGGGAUAA